UUCAAACAGACUUAACAGAGCGCACUGAGAACUUUAAAACGAUAGCCAACUGUUGAAUCCAACUUUGGCUGAAAAUAAAGGAAACGACGAGGGAGCACAUAUUGGAACCACUCUACGCACUCUUACUUCACAAUCACGAUCAAGAAAAUGUCGCCUUCAGAGAACGACUUUGAUAUACCGGCGAAGAACUGUUGUAGGAUGGUGAUUUUGGGGUCCACCAAAGUGGGCAAAACAGCCAUCGUGUCUCAGUUUCUGAACGGGAGAUUCGAUGAGCAGUAUACGCCGACCAUAGAGGACUUUCACAGGAAACUGUACAGCAUUAAGGGAGAUGUAUACCAACUGGACAUAUUGGAUACCUCAGGAAACCACCCAUUCCCUGCCAUGAGGAGACUAUCCAUACUGACAGGUGAUGUCUUUAUCCUGGUUUUCAGCUUAGACAACAGAGACUCAUUCGAGGAGGUUCAGAGGCUCAAGCGACAGAUAAUUGAGACCAAGUCUUGCCUAAAAAACAAGACCAAGGAGAACGUUGACGUGCCUCUGGUUAUCUGCGGCAAUAAGGGCGACCGGGAGUUUUGCCGGGAGGUGCAGAGUGAAGAGAUUGAGCAGUUGGUGGCUGGAGAUGAGCAGUGCGCAUACUUUGAGAUAUCAGCCAAGCGCAACACCAACGUGGACCAAAUGUUCCAGACCCUAUUCACCAUGGCCAAGCUACCCAAUGAGAUGAGCCCGGACCUCCACCGUAAGGUCUCGGUGCAGUACUGCGACAUGCUUCGCACUAAGUCCCUGAAAAAUAAGAACAAGAAAAACGAUGGAGACGCGUAUGGCAUCGUGGCACCGUUCGCACGGCGCCCGAGCGUCCACAGUGACUUGAUGUACAUAAAGGAGAAGGCGAUCGGUGGCGGGCAGGGAAAGGAUAAAGAGAGAUGUACUAUCAGCUAGGACUAUGAGAUUAAUUUUAUGGAAGAUAUUGUAACCUAAAAGGAUAUGCUUCAUUUGUGAUGCACCUGACAGACGGGGUUUGGGCGCGCAAGGCUGCCCAUGCCGCUUCCGUUGCCCUUAGUGGGGACACUUGAGACAGCGAUGCGAAAGCCUAUGAGCUCCAGGCGCAAUGAUACUGUCUAGAUUCAACCUCUCCACAAACGUGGAAGCGCAUGUUACAUGUCCGCGAGACAUUUAAAGAACGUUCGCUACUUUGUUCUGUUAGACCAGAGCCUUAUGUGAUGUGGCUUAAAAUAUUGUGAGAUUAUUCACAACAAAUGUGUAAAAUGUGUUGUUUAGACAGGCGAGAAAACAGACUCCUGGCGUGGAGUACAAUGUGAAGAAUGUUGUUUACAUUUUGUUAUAACAUUUUAUAACAGAUAAUUCAACUUGAAUGUUGCAAUCUGAACAAUUUUAUAUUGUGAAUGUAUAUUUAUUGUAUGUCGACGUCAACUUUUGCAAAGAAAGGAAGAAAAGAACUGAAAAAUAAAUACAAAAAUCUGAAUCUGCUGUUUCUUUAUGCUUUUCUUCUCACAAGGUGUUUUGAAAGGCCCACUCUAUUCACUCAUGCCCUUGACCUAGUAGGCCUAGAUACUGUGUCUAGGGAAACUACCUAGACUAAACACCAAAGCAUGAAUUCAUGAAAUAAGCUGCAAUGAGCAGUCUAGCAUUCAAGACAGUUGAGAGCCAAAUGGUCCCACACCACUAGUUUACAGAUUGAGAAAUAAUUUAGCCUACUUGGAUGUAAGAACUAUAAUUACCCAAUAAUGGGAACAUAAUUAGAGGACCAUGCGCUUUUUCACCUUUUGCAUUAUUGGCUUAUUAUAGACCUACCUAGUCCUAACACUGGGCACACACUGGUUGAAUCAACAUCGUUUCCACGUCACUUCAAUGAAAUUACAUUAAACCAACAUGGAAUAAAUGUUGAAUUGAUGUCUGUGCCUAGUGGGGAAGUAUACUGAACAAAAAUAUAAACGCAACCUGCAACAUUUUCAAAUAUUUUACUGAGAUACAGUUCUGAGGGCAAAGGGGGGUGCAAUUUAAUACUAGGAAUGUGUUCCUAAUGAUUUGUACACUGAGUGUAUUUAAAAAAAAUACAAAUAUAAUUCUGAGUUAAAAGAUUACACUCCUUGGGGACAAACACAAACAUGAUAAGAAUGUAUAUCCUUGGCCUGUAUGC
Molecule: messenger RNA, 2155 nt
Organism: Oncorhynchus kisutch (coho salmon)
Lineage: Eukaryota; Metazoa; Chordata; Actinopteri; Salmoniformes; Salmonidae
Product: dexamethasone-induced Ras-related protein 1-like
Exons: 2
Coding region: 148-936 (262 amino acids)
Biological process (GO): signal transduction
Molecular function (GO): GTP binding; GTPase activity; G-protein beta-subunit binding
Source: RefSeq, a predicted model, not a curated record